AUUUCCACACACACUGCUCCCUCCAUCCAAUCGAACAUCAUCAGUGUAACAGAAGAGUGCUCAUUAUUUUUAUAAUUAUUUUUCAACAGUGUUUUCUGGUUGACCCAGCAUACAGUAAAUAAUGGAAACAGCUGUGAAGUUCAUCCUCAUUGGAUGUCUGAUACAAGAUGUUUUGGGUGACUUCAAUAUCUCUCUACCAGCGAGGAUAGAAGCUCUAAAAGGAUCCUGUGUUUUCAUACCCUGUACUUUUGAUAUUGAUAGAAAUGUAAAAGAUUACCUCACUAACAGUGUAACACGAAAAUGGUUUAAACGUGGACAUUUCGAUAAUGAAGUGUUUCCCAGCUCAGGAAAGCUCAAAGGAGAAAUAUUUGGCAAACCCACAGACAAAAACUGCACCACCCGCUUUGAUGAUGUCAGACAGUCUGACAGCGGUGAAUAUUACUUCAGAAUUGAAAGCCAAAAUCUGAAAUAUAGCUAUAAAAAAGACUCCACAUCCAGCCAUACCGAAGUCAUAAUUAAUGUCUCAGCGUCUCCAUCUAAACCCACAGUGCAGUUGUAUGAUGAUCAGAUGGAGGUGAAAGUUCAUCAGAAGGUGAUGGAGGACAGUUCUGUGAUUCUGCGCUGCUCUGCAAACAUUUACUGCCCCUAUAAUCCACCAUCUCUCACAUGGAGCUCCUCCCCUAACACACUCAUCCUCAAUGAACAGAAACGUCAGGACCAAACGAAACUCAUCUCUGAUCUGAACUUCAAUAUAACUCAUCUUCAUCAUGGAGUCACUUUCACCUGCACAAUAAAAUACCAGCUGAAGAAACAGAUCCGAACAGAAAAAGCAUCCCUUACACUACGUGUUCAGUAUGCCCCUAAAAACACAUCAGUGACUGUAAAUCCAUCUGGUUCUGUGUUGGAGGGCCAUUCAGUGAAUCUGACCUGCAGCAGUGAUGGAAAUCCACCAGUGCUUAACUAUAACUGGUACAGAGACACUAAAGAACACCUGAAACACCUGCAGACUGGAGACACUCUAACCAUCAUGAUGACCAAUUCGACACACAGUGGUCGAUACUACUGUACAGCUCAAAACAAACAUGGAAAACAAAACUCAUCUGUACUGCUGGAUAUUCAGUAUGCCCCUAAAAACACAUCAGUGACUGUAAAUCCAUCUGGUUCUGUGUUGGAGGGCCGUUCAGUGACUCUGACCUGCAGCAGUGAUGGAAAUCCACCAGUGUUCAACUAUAACUGGUACAGAGACACUGAAGAACAACUGGAACAGUCUGGACAAAAUCUCACCAUCAAUAAAACCAACCUGACGCACAGUGGCCAAUAUUACUGUACAGCUCGGAAUCAAUACGGCACCCAAAACUCAUCUGUACUGCUGGAUAUUCAGUAUGCACCUAAAAUCUCCUCCUCCUCCUCCUGUAGCCAUAGUGACGUAAUCGUGUGUGUCUGUGAGGUUCGUGGAAAUCCGUCUCCUACACUGCAGUGGCAUCUGUCUAGACAUCCCGUCAUUAACUCUACGGGCACGGCCAUCAGUGAAGAGCGAGUUAAGAACACAAGCUUAAGGAAUGUCCUCACCAUCCGUCAAUCACUCAAAGACACGCCCUCUCUGCAGUGUGUCAGCACUAAUGUUCAUGGCACUGCCAGCCAAAAGUUUCAGAUGCUUCUAACUCCACAUCAUAAGCCAGGUUUCCACCAUUCCUCACUGCUUGUUGGAGUUGCUAUUGGCGCAUCAGUGGUGGUGAUGUUUUGGAUCAUGACACAUUUCUACAAACGAAGACAGAACUGCAAACCAAUAGAGACCAGACAAGAUAACAACACCGGAUUCAUUCUGACUCAAAGAGUUGUUGUACAGGACGAAGAAGAAGAAGAGCUUGUUUUUUCCAAUAAAGCCAUGAUGCCACAUGGUGGAGGGUUCACUCAAGAAUCUCUCCAUUAUUCCUUAAUUGACUUCACAAACGCUGAACCAGCGUCAGGAGAGAUUAUUGGCCUCUCAUCUCUGACAACUGAAUACACCGUCAUCCAACAUCAUACAGCAGGAGCACCAGAGGCAGAGAACGACAUCUGAGCAUCUACGAUGGACUCCAAGAAAGAUCAAACCACACAAGACAAGAAGACAAACAUCACAGACGUGUCCUCAGAAGAUGCGACGUAUGAAAAUGUUUACAGAGGCAAGAAAACUGGACCAGACUUGGCCACUCACUCAUCCAAACGUUUAUGGAAAGAUUCAACAACAGAAAGCUAGAUGUUACACUUCUAGAGAGAUUUUAAUGUCUUGAAAAACUUGAAAUCUGUGGCCAGAGAUUGUAUCUGCAGAAAAGGAGGUCAGAAGUUCAUGUCUGUCAUGUACCUGAGUUUAGGUAGUGCAUUUUUCUCAACCAGAUCAGCACUUGGAAACUUACUUGACCUCAGUGUAAGUUUUAUUGAGAAGUUCUAGUGUUAACAGCUUUCAGACAGAAACUUCUCAAUGGGUCCAGAAAGGUAUUCCAGUAUCCCGUUCAUAGAUACAAUAUUAUAUAAAGUGCUGCCUAGUAGGUUUUGUAUAUAUUGCUUUUUAUAAUUGGAUUUAGAGGAUAAUUAUGUCUUUUAAAAAAUCUACUUCCUAUUCAAAAUGUAAUUACUAUUUUUAAAUUAGGUUUAAACAAAAGUUUAUUAUAUCUAUCAUUGCACCAUCUUACUUUAAUUAUAUUUUAACAAUCAAUUGCUUUUUAAGAAUGUACAAGGCAUUCAACACAUCACAACUUCAAGAACAGAGACACAAACCUUUUGUACCUUUUGUGAGUUGUGGAUGAAUUUAAACCUCUAAUGUUGAUAAAAACUUUUGUCUCUGAAAUCCUUCAUCCAAUAUUUUACACAAGUAUAAUAAUAAAUACAAAGACAGAGAACUUAAGAAAUACAAAAGUACACAAAUGCUAUCAAUAUAGACAAAAUCAGUUCAAACCAGUUCCUAAGUAACUACAGACAUUUCCUGCAGUCUGCGUACUGUUCCCUUUUGUUAAAUAUAGAUUGAUUUGUGUUCUAGUCUUUGGCGCAGAACGAAAGUCCAAGUUCUAAAUAAGUGUUCUACAUCGACUUAUCAAGUCAUCAUUACACAAAACCCUGAAGGGUCUUUUGGGUAUUAACCAGGGGUAGGGAUGCACUGAUGUAUCGGCCACUGAUAUUCAUCGGCCAGUUAUUGACCAAAUGAAAACCAUUUAUUUUUAUUAUUUAAUUAAUUAUCAAGACACUUUGUAAAAACUCCUGAAAAUGCACAAUCCUGAAAUAAUGAUGUAGAAGGGUUGGCACUCAGUUCAUUUUGACCCUUUAAUAAAAAGGUUUUCAAGCAAUGUGGGCUUCAUUACAUUUAUCUAUGAUUGGGAAGGUUAAUGUUUUUAAAAUGAAUUGUAUUCCAAAAUUCAACUACCUGCUACAAUCUCUCCCUCUCUUAUUUCAAGCAAUUUGAUAGUAUAGCGAAGUCCUUCAUUUGGAAUGGUAAACAUCCCAGACUGCAUUUCAAUAAGUUACAUAGACCAAUUGACAAAGGUGGGCUAGGCCUACCCAAGAUUUUGUUUUAUUACUAUGCAUUCUGACAUUUGGCUCAUUGGUCACUUCCACCUGAGACAGCCCCUCCCUGGUUUUGUAUUGAACAGGAAGCACUUGCCCCUAUUUCACCAUUGCAAAGCCUCUCAAACUAAUCAGAGAAGUUAAGUUACACCCCGUUAUCUCGCAUUUACACUCGGUAUGGAUAAAAGUGUCCAGAAUGUUUAAAUCAGACAUUUAUUUAAAUGUUGCCUCGAGCAUAUGGCAGAACCCAAGAUUGUGUAUUGGCAAGUCCCCUUUCUGCUGGCUAGAGUGGAUUGUGAGGGGGGUUGCUACACUCGGUGACCUAUAUGAGAGUGGAGUGUUGAGAUCAUUUGAAAAUUUGGUUCAACAUUUUGGGAUCCCCAGACUUCAGUUUUAUAGGUAUGUACAACUGCGCCACCUGCUUUGUACAAUUUUUGGGAGUAGCACACACCUCCCCUAAGGAGGCAGAUGCUUUGGGAGAGGUGAUUGCGGGUUUUGGAAAAGGUCAUGAGGCAUCAGUGUAUUACUCCAUGUUAAUUCAGAGUCUGGGGGAUGGAGCUUUAACUUCCCUCAAGAGAGUAUGGGAGAAAGACUUCAACUUGGCAUUGGAGGAAGGAGUGUGGGCUAGGAUUCUUAAAAACGUUAAGUCUGCAUCUAGAGAUGCAAGGGUGCAUCUUAUACAAUUAAAAAUUUUGCAUAAAUUUUAUUAGACCCCCUCUAGAUUGUACAGGCUUGGUCUUAAAAACACACCCACCUGCUGGAGAUGCCAAUCGGAGGACGGAGACACAACCCAUGUUUUUUGGUGGUGUGUCGAGAUCCAGAAAUUCUGGUUGAAGGUUCAGAAUUUUGUGUGUGACGUGGUAUGCACUCGGGUUUCGUUUUGCCCCAGACUUUGUGUUCUGGGCAAUGGGGUGGUCAUCAAUGUGGGGGAUAGUCAUAUAGAGAACUGGGUUCUGACCUGUGUGAUGAUCGCCAGGCAGGUUAUUCUGAGGGGUUGG
Molecule: messenger RNA, 4532 nt
Organism: Myxocyprinus asiaticus (Chinese sucker)
Lineage: Eukaryota; Metazoa; Chordata; Actinopteri; Cypriniformes; Catostomidae
Product: Schwann cell myelin protein-like
Exons: 10
Coding region: 122-2059 (645 amino acids)
Biological process (GO): cell-cell adhesion
Cellular component (GO): membrane
Source: RefSeq, a predicted model, not a curated record